This is a messenger RNA of Dovyalis caffra, 1386 nucleotides long. NCBI's taxonomy places the organism in Eukaryota, Viridiplantae, Streptophyta, Magnoliopsida, Malpighiales, Salicaceae. The record is from the annotation of a GenBank genome assembly.
AUGCGGGGUUUAUGGCCCCCUCUCUUCAUCAUUAUACUGUUAUUACUGAUGUCCGUGACGGUAGUUUACUGUGCUAGUCUUCUCCAACUGGAGAGGGCUUUUCCUUUAAACAACCACGGUCUUGAACUCCACCAACUCACAGCUCGAGACCAGCUCAGACACCCCCGUCUUUUACAAGGCUUUGUUGGUGGCGCUGUCGACUUCUCUGUCCAAGGUUCCCCCGAUCCUUACCUCGUCGGACUUUAUUUUACAAAAGUGAAAUUGGGCUCUCCUCCUCGAGAAUUCAAUGUGCAGAUUGAUACUGGAAGUGAUGUCUUGUGGGUUUGCUGCAAUUCCUGCAAUAAUUGCCCGCAUACUAGUGGCCUUGGAAUUCAGCUCACUUUCUUUGAUUCCAGCAGCUCAUCAACUGCUGGGCUGGUCCGCUGUUCAGACCCAAUCUGCACUUCAGCAGUUCAAACCACAGCAACUCAAUGCUCUCCUCAGACUGAUCAAUGCAGUUAUACAUUCCAAUAUGGAGACGGAACUCUCAUUGUCUUUGGUUGCAGUACCUACCAGUCCGGGGACUUGACUAAGACUGAUAAAGCAGUUGACGGGAUUUUUGGAUUUGGCCAGGGAGAACUUUCUGUUAUAUCACAAUUAUCAACCCGAGGGAUAACACCCAGAGUGUUUUCUCAUUGCUUGAAAGGAGAGGGCAGUGGAGGUGGUAUACUGGUUCUCGGUGAGAUUCUGGAGCCAGGCAUUGUUUAUAGCCCACUUGUCCCAUCACAGCCUCAUUAUAAUUUAAAUCUACAAAGCAUUGCUGUUAAUGAGCAAUUGUUACCAAUUGAUCCAGCAGCAUUUAGAACAUCGAAUAGCCGGGGAACAAUUGUUGACUCUGGAACAACUUUGGCGUACCUUGUGGCAGAAGCUUAUGAUCCUUUUGUUAGUGCUGUGAAUGCUGUUGUCUCACCAUCUGUUACUCCUAUCGUAUCUAAAGGAAACCAGUGUUAUCUUGUCUCCACCAGUGUAUCUCAGAUGUUUCCCCUGGCCACUUUUAACUUUGCUGGGGGUGCAUCCAUGGUGUUAAAACCAGAAGACUACCUUAUACCUUUUGGUUCCAGUGGUGGUUCUGCGAUGUGGUGCAUUGGUUUUCAGAAAGUUCAAGGAGUAACUAUCUUAGGAGAUCUUGUUCUGAAAGAUAAGAUUUUUGUCUCUGAUACAUUUAAAUUCUUUCUGUCAGGUUCUUUAUCUGUAAAUGUUUCUGUAACUUCUAGCAAGGACUUCAUCAAUGCAGGACAACUGAGUGUGAGCAGCUCAUCAAGGGACAUCAUGCUCUUUGAGCUGCUACCUCUGAUUUUUAUGGUUCUCUUGAUGCACAUAUUACUGUUGAACUUUAAACUUUUGUAA